Messenger RNA from Funneliformis caledonium, 531 nucleotides. NCBI's taxonomy places the organism in Eukaryota, Fungi, Glomeromycota, Glomeromycetes, Glomerales, Glomeraceae. The record is from the annotation of a GenBank genome assembly.
AUGAAAAAAGAACGCGAACAAAUCGAAAAAAUUACUAAUCAAAAAAACCAAGCGGAUUCAGUCACGAAGGGACUCGGACUUACUUUAGGCGCACUUAUUUUAGGAACAGCUGCUGCUGGUUUAACGGGCGGGACUAGCACAAUUUUUUUUCGUGCUAUUGCAGGCUCCACAGGUGUCACUGGAUUCCUUACAGCGAUUUCGGGUAUUAACUAUGUAAGACUCGAUUAUCAAUUGAAGAGUAAUAGAUGUACCAUAUCUGAUCAUUUAAAAUCUAUGUUGAGUGGUCUUUCAAGUGUUAUGGACCUUUUGAGUAUAGUCGAUUCUCAUUGGACCCUGCAGAAUUAUACCAUUCAAUGUAUUAUUCUCAGACUGGAAAAAAAUAAUAAAGUUGGAAAGCGCAUUAACAAACCUGAAGCGAAAUCAAUUGCCUCAAAGUCAAAAGCAGUACGUAAGAAUGCAUUAGAUUUUACCGUUAAUAUUCGAGCUGUUUUGAAUCGAGAUGCGAUGAUUACGGUAAAGAUCAAUACAUAA